Prorocentrum cordatum is the source of this 399-nucleotide messenger RNA. The record is from the annotation of a GenBank genome assembly. Lineage: Eukaryota; Dinophyceae; Prorocentrales; Prorocentraceae.
AUGUCAGAUGCCACAGCAUUGGUCAUUCGGCCGUUUGACGCCAGCAGCGGCUCUGCGGAUGUGUUCGCGCUCAUGCGCAUCGACGCGCAGGGCGAGCUGGAGGAUCACCACGUCUUCUACGGGCCUCACUGGUGGAAGGGCUUCCCGAGCGACCCGGCGGCCUGGCCCUCGUGGCCGAGGCGCGUGCGCCAGACCGGGCCGCCGAGGUUGCCGGCUUCGCCGCCCUGGACCUCGCGGAGGUCCCGGCCUGCCUUGCGUGGCUCUACGUGGACCCCCGCUGGCGGCGCCGGGGCGCCGCGCGGGCGCUGCUCGGCAGGUGCCUGGCCGCCGCCGGAGAGGCGCGAGCGGCGCGCGGCGCCGGCGCCCGGGGCCGGCGCGUGCGGCUCCACGUCGAGGUGA